CAGUGCAUUGUGGGAUAGCAAAUGAUCAGCGAUGGCGGCGAGACCAAAGCUCCUGAAACUUUUCAUUGUAACUUAUUUGCAUGUAACAUUCCUUUCUCUGAACUACUUUAUCGAUGCUGCAGACGUGACGUGGGAUGAAAACGGAUACAUUCUGUACUGCCCGUGCAUGGGUCGGUUUGGAAAUCAAGUGGAUCAUUUUCUUGGAUCACUGGCUUUUGCUAAAAUGCUUAACAGAACACUCGCGGUUCCGCCGUGGAUUGUUUACCGUCAUCACUCCCCCCCUUUUAAAAACGUGCACAUCCCUUACAGUGAGUAUUUCCAGUUGGAGCCAGUGAAGCAGUACCACCGUGUGGUGAGUCUGGAGGACUUCAUGGAGCACUUGGCUCCUAAGCACUGGCCCCUUGGUCAGAGAUUCGCCUACUGCUUCGAGUCCGCAUCUCACAGGAGCGUGGACAAAAAGAGCUGUCCGAUGAAGGUUGGAAAUCCUUUUGGACCGUUCUGGGACCAUAUUGGAGUCGAUUUUGACCAUUCCAUUCUUUUCGGAGGUCUGUCAUUUAGCUCCUAUUACCAGCCGCACUGGAUAAAGAGGUUUCCCCCAGCGGAGCAUCCCGUUCUCGCUCUUCCAGGAGCCCCAGCUCAGUUCCCUGUACUGGAGGAGCACAUUGGACUGCAGCAGUAUGUGGUGUGGUCUGACAAACUGGUACAGGAAGGAGAAGGCCAUAUCAACACCCUGCUAAGCAGACCCUAUGUGGGCAUCCAUCUGAGGAUUGGCUCUGAUUGGCAAAAUGCCUGCAAGCUUUUGAAUUCGGGUGAUACUGGUCCUCACUUCAUGGCGUCUCCACAGUGUGUGGGAUACGACCGGAAAACUGCCCUGCCGUUGACCAUGACCAUGUGUUUACCGGAUCUGUCCGAGAUCCGUCGUGCUGUGAAACUCUGGGUGAAGAACACCAGUGCUCAGUCAGUAUACAUCGCCACCGACUCCGAAUCGCACACCGCAGAGAUUGAGAAACUCUUCAAGGGCAAGGUGAAGGUUGUGAGCUUGCAGCCGGACACUGCUCAGGUCGACCUGUACGUCCUCGGCCAGGCCGAUCACUUCAUCGGCAACUGUGUCUCGUCCUUCUCGGCCUUUGUUAAAAGGGAGAGAGAUGUUCACGGGAAACCGUCAUCCUUCUUUGGCAUGGACUACCCAGGAAAAAGGGAAACAAAAGAGGAACUCUAAUGAAAUUAAGAGACGGCGUUUUUGUAACUGUGAAGACUGGUUGAUGUUUUGCAUGUUUCAGGUGUCAUUACAUUAAGGGAGAACAACGGAAGUUAGUUCCUUAUUGAUUUCCCGGGACACACCAUAUCUCCCAUUUUGCACUACUAGCCUAAAUGUGAGCAACCAAACCAGAAAAAAAAUGCUCCACUAGAUCUUGCUCACUGUUUCUUCUAGAAAGAAGUGGGUAUUUAUCAUGGCAUAUCGAUUUCUGGUAUAUGUUUGUACAGAGUGGCUGAUUUGAGGAUAGAAACUGACUCGUGUUAGGGUUUUGGAAUUAUGAUCGAGAGACUAGUCAGGUGUAAGCGGUUAGAAAUUGCACUAGAAAUUGCAGCGGUUUCUGAAAAUGUAUUAAAAAUAACAUUGAAUGCAUGUCAUACAGACUUUCUGGUGUAAUAUUGCAAAUUAUUUUGAAAGUCAGUGUGAAACCGAAUGGCAGAAAUGUUUUAUAAGUGUUUUAUGCUGUUUGUAAUUGUUAGGAAUUUUGUAUUGGGUGACAUUCCCCAAAUUAGUUUAUCAAUUGAAAAUAAAACAAGUGCAUUUGUA
Molecule: messenger RNA, 1801 nt
Organism: Pimephales promelas (fathead minnow)
Lineage: Eukaryota; Metazoa; Chordata; Actinopteri; Cypriniformes; Leuciscidae
Gene: pofut1
Product: protein O-fucosyltransferase 1
Biological process (GO): regulation of Notch signaling pathway; protein O-linked glycosylation via fucose; Notch signaling pathway
Cellular component (GO): endoplasmic reticulum
Molecular function (GO): peptide-O-fucosyltransferase activity
Source: RefSeq, a predicted model, not a curated record